AUGAAAGAUGGUGUCAUGCUGGUCAGAAAGGCAGAGAUAGACACAAGGGCGCCAUUCCGGUCUGUCAAAGAGGCUGUCUCAUUGUUUGGUGAGAAAGUCUUAGCUGGGGAGGUUUAUGCAAGUGCAAACAAGCUCAAAAAGAGUGGAGCAGGUGAAAAUGGCAUGGAGUAUUCGAGAAUUGAAAACGUUGAAGCUGAGCUGGAGGAGACACGAGAAAACCUUCAGAGGGCAAAGGAAGAAAGCAUGGUAAUGGCGCAUUGCCUGUCGUCUCUGCAGGAAGAGCUUGAACGUACGAAGGAAGAACUUCAACGACUGAAGCAACGGGAAACAGAGAAACACCCGGUGGAAUCUGAAAUCGAAGAUGUGAAGUUUGUUGAGAAUUUAACCACGUUUGAAGUGAAAAGUUCGAGAUAUGACGAGGAAAAGAUGGAGUUCCAGAAGAAAAGGUACGUGACGUUCGCGAAUCCUCCAUCGGUGUCUCAUAUGAUGGUACCACAACAGGGCGUUGAAAAGUUGGAAAGGCACCCUUCUCUGAGGAAGAAGAAGAAGAAGUCCUUGAUUCCUUUGAUUGGAGGCAUUUUUUCUAGGAAAAAGGGAAGCCAAGAAGUUCCAUAA
Molecule: messenger RNA, 615 nt
Organism: Sphenostylis stenocarpa
Lineage: Eukaryota; Viridiplantae; Streptophyta; Magnoliopsida; Fabales; Fabaceae
Source: the annotation of a GenBank genome assembly